Molecule: messenger RNA, 2571 nt
Organism: Clupea harengus (Atlantic herring)
Lineage: Eukaryota; Metazoa; Chordata; Actinopteri; Clupeiformes; Clupeidae
Gene: ccndx
Product: cyclin Dx
Source: RefSeq, a predicted model, not a curated record
GAGGGGGUGAGUCAGAAGAAUUGUCUUUUUUUUUUUUCGUGAUUUGCCCCAAGGGGUUUCAUAGCGGGGAAUCCCUGUCUGUGUUUGAAAGUGUGCAACAGUUUGCUUCUUAGUUCACUUUCAUGUGAAAGUCUACUAUUUUACCAAGAAGGCUGUGAAAAAAAGAAUGUAUGAUUUUUUUUUAUACUAAAGAGAUGUUAUCUAAAAUUCAAAAGCACAGAUUUGAUACGAAAAUGACCAAAACAAUGUCAUAUUAUGAGCUUGUUGUCUACCAAAAAAUGAAUCUGGCUGAUAGGAGAUCAGUUGAAUCAGACCCUAAAAGCAGUAUAGGUUUAGGUAACUAACAAAAAAAGGCAAAAAUGUGACAAAUUGAUGGCAUAUUUAUUAAUUUCAAAAGUAUUCCCAUUGUCAACAGCGGCCCAAUUGCUAUUCAUUCUCAUUGUCAGAGUUUGAAGAUGACCUUUUUCUCUCUUCGCCCCUUUCUCUGUCAUUCUCCUCUCUUUCUUUUCUCUUUCACUGUCGGAGACAAGCUGUUCCCCCGUCCCUGCGGGCUACUCCCUCUCUUGUCUGUGCCCCUCUCUCUCCUCCCCUCCUUCACUCUCUGCCUCUCUCUCUCGGCUCUCUCCACCUGUUGAGCCCAUUGUCUAGCAGGCAGCAUUGUUGAGCUUUUAUUAUUUUACUCCACUCACUUUACACACCCCUCUCCAUCAUCUAUCCAUCCCUCUCUCUCUCCCUCCCUCGCCCUCUCUCUCUUUCGUCACUUCUCCACUUUUGUCCCUCUUGUGGGCGCUAGUAUAAAUAGUUGGAGAGUAGAGAGAGAGUGCAGGAUUCACAAGAGAAGAGGAGACAGUGUCCUGUCAGGCAUUUUUCCCCUGACCAACACCAGAAAGGGCCUUACAAACAUUCAUCUUCAUUUUUCGAACUUGGACCUAAUUUUUUUCUUAUACAAACACACACAGCAGCAUGUCAGUCUCACUGUGGUGCAUGGAGGAGGAGCAGGAGGAAGGCCAGGAUCAAGGCUUCCUGAGGGCCCAGUGGGACCCUCACGCAUCAGGCCAGAGGGUGAUCCAGCGGCUGCUGCAGGCAGAGACCAGGUACCUGCCCUCGCCCCUCUACACCGCACUCAUCCAGAGAGAUCCCCAGCGCAGAGAGGAGCUCACCAAAUGGGCCCUGGAGGUUUGCUGUGAGUGUGGCUGUGACGAGGCAGUGUUCCCCCUCACUGUCUCUCUGCUGGAUCGCUUCCUGUCAGCCUCUCUGACCCUGUCUGUCUCGCCCUUCUGCCUGACAGCCGCCUGCGUGCUGCUGGCCUCCAAACUGACCGAAAGCGACACAGUCACGGCCGACGCGCUCUGUGCUUCUGUGGAAUAUGACUUCAUGCCCUACCACUUGCGGGAGAUGGAACGGAUUGUCCUGUCAACACUUCGGUGGGACGUUGCUGCGGUAACCCCUCAGGACUUCAUGCCACACUUCCUCUCCUCACUCGGUGAGCAGCGGGAUGGAGCGCCAGACUCAGGGGAUUUUCUGUCCACACUGCGGCGCCAUAGCGACACUCUGGCUGCCAUGUGUGUGUGUGAUUCACGUUUCCUGGGAAGCCCGCCCUCGCUGGUGGCUGCGGCUGCAGUGAACUCUGCCCUCAGAGGUCUGACCACGGAGGGUCCGGAUCAAUUGGCUUACAUGGCCACAACACUAGCUGCACUUUGUCAGACUGACUUGGCUGUGUUGCAAUAUUACAGUGAUGUUAUAGAAGGUGCUCUCCAAGAGCGCCUGCAAAAUAGAGGUCGCCGGGGAGAGGCAGUGGGAAAAGAUGAGGAGGUCGAGGACGAAAGAGCGGGCACCCCGACAGACCUGCGGGAGAUCGAUUUUUAAUCCGGGAGAACUCAAGAAGCAGAACAAUAUGCGAAUCAAUCUCCAUGUCCACACCCCUGUUGAUCAGUGAAACUGAUGUAAAAUGUAAAGAACGUUACAUUUGGACUGCUUACCUGAAUGUUGACCUGUCCUGAUAUGACUUUGUUAUUUAUGUGCUUAUAAUUUAUUACAUUUAGUUUUAUUCGAGUGUUUUUCGGGUGCCAUAUUUAUUGUUUCUGUUGCACUGCCUACCCAUAAUGUUGAUUUACUUGUGUUUACGUUGUGAUAUUUAAUUGUUUAUCAUUCUUAAUUUAUUAUUUAAACAUUUAUUUAUUCGUUGUCGUCUUUAUAUGAGCAAAUAUAUUUAUUUUAUUCUUCCAGGAUAACAAAACGGUAUUUGAUGUUAAAGUAUCUAUUUUUCAGAAUAAAAUGUUUUAUAAGAAAAGUAUUCAUUCUUUCUCUACGUGACGAAGAAGACGUGGAGGAGCUAUACCGACCAGAUCACAGGCUACAGCCCAAAUAUCAUCAGAAACACCUGUAAAAGAUUUUGAUACCAUCCAGCUGUUAGCUACCACACAAAUCUGGGGUCAAGGAAGGAAGUAGGCUAGUUGGCUAGCAUAGGCAAGCAUACGGGUGUGCAUUUAGUCCUGGAUAUUGAUGCAAUAUACGUAAUAUAGUUAAUCUGUCACCGUGAAGCAAGGAUAAACUUCCUAAAUGUCUCAUCAC